This is a messenger RNA of Rhipicephalus sanguineus (brown dog tick), 3701 nucleotides long. RefSeq lists its product as uncharacterized. The coding region runs from base 67 to 864 and encodes 265 amino acids. The transcript is spliced from 4 exons. NCBI's taxonomy places the organism in Eukaryota, Metazoa, Arthropoda, Arachnida, Ixodida, Ixodidae. The record is from RefSeq and is a predicted model, not a curated record.
GCGAGGGCUCACAUGUGCGCCAGUUAAUAAAAAGUUGCUGCGAUACGCGACUCGCCACCGCAUUCAAUGUUUCCAGCGAGUGAGUACUUCAGGAGCCUAAGUGCUGCUCAUCAGCAGCGCUACAGUGAGAAGCUGCUUAUUUAUGGAGUGCAGUGCCCUGAUCCAUACGGAAUACCAUCCAACGAGUGGGUUCACGACGCCGAGGCCAAACGACUGUGCCCACCGGUGAAAAUGACAAACGUGGUGAUUUACUUGCUGUUUUCGCCUAGUCAAUUCACACCCGAAAGCGUCGAGAACUAUAAGUCUCUACAAGCGUACAACUAUUUUGAAUCAGGGCUGGUCAGAAAAUGCCGCAUUUGGAAGACAAAUACAAACAAAAUUUGCAUUGUACGUGCUGAAGUCAUGCCAUCACAAACUGCAUCGGCCAAUGGCCACGAUGUGUGGCUGUGUAUUGACAAAUUGUCUGGACAGGUGCUGGCUGGUCACUGCCAGUGCAAAGCAGGGCUGGGUGAGGUGUGCAGCCAUGUUGCUGCCACACUUUUUGCCCUUGAAUCAGCUGCACGCUCCCAGACAGACUUGUCCUGCACGUCUCGGCCAUGUGCUUGGAGAAAGGCCACCUCCAAAAAAGCAACCAUGGCUGCUCUGGAUGAGCUUAAUCUGAGCAGGCCAGGGAAAAAGGCACGUAGGCUGGCGCCGGAACCGAAGAAUACGUCACAGCCUUUCAACCCGAAUGACCAGGAAAUAUUUGAGAAGCUAAGGCGCGCAGGUGCAAGUGCUGUAGUGUUGCGAAGCAUCCCAAAAGUGGACCCAGAGGACACGGAUUCGGCUUCUGAGGAUGAGGAAAUGUACACAUUUUUAAGGUAGGAAAAUGGGCGUUUGUGCAUAGGGCAUGUUCACAAAACAAGAUUUUUUUUUCUUUUGGUAAUUAACUGUGCUGAACAGCAAACACCCCCCCCCCCCCUGCUCCCAAAGGGAAACAAACCAACUUUGUAAACACUACCACAAACAAGACUGCAGGAACCCAUUUUUACGUGGGUGGAGGAAAUAAUUUUGUUAUGGUAGUGCAAGUGACGUCUCAGUUAUCAACCUCACUCCACUUAUAUUCAUCUCUUGUACGUGCAUUAUUACUCUGUUCUGUCUGCAGUUUCUAAACGCACAUACAAACUCGAAAUUGAACUAGUCCUCACAUGGAGGUGUUUUUUACAAGUCUGUUCACUGUGCGAGGAAAGGCACAUCAAGAAAGCAUGUUUGCCAUUUAGUAGCUGGGUAGUAUGAGAAAUAUUUCAAGUACAAAAAAUUUGAGGCUGACAGACAACGCGUCUUGUAAGAAGAGCCAUGCAGUGUUUCACAUGCAGCUGUACAUGAUGUACUCUAGCCUCUUUCGUCAACUCAUUCAGGAAUGCUAAGAAAUCCAGGAGCACGAAGGAGGGAUUUCUCGAAGACAUGUUUGUACCCUUAAACGAAAUCGAAAGAAUCGAGAAGUGCACAAGGGUGUCUUCGAAAUCUCCCUUGUGGUAUGAGGCCAGAUAUGGAAGGCUCACUGGAACCACAAUGCAUAGGGUAAGUAUGUGUAUUCGGGAGAUAUGUCUCGACUCUUCUGUGUACUGUAUGGAAAAACAUUGCACUAAAAACAUGAGGACAGGAAGGAAAAGUUCCCUUCUUGUCCUUGCGUUUUUGCUCAGCAUUUUUUCAUUCAAUAUGCUACACCAACUAGCCUAUGUAAAGCUCCUACUGCUUUUGUGUAAUUUUGCCUAUUCACGUGGAGAGGUUUAUUUUUAUCCAGGUGAGAACUUUCAAGGACACGACAAAUGUUCAAGGUUUCCUGGACAGUAUCCUACAGCGACGGCCCCCUCUAAAUGUUCAAUCCAUCAAGUGGGGUCAGGAUCAUGAGCGGACAGCCAAAGAACACUACCUGGGGUUUAUGAAGUCGCAGCACCAGGACUUUGAGCUGCAUGACAUUGGCUUUGUGAUUGACCGUCAUGUAUGAUCCUAAUUUUCAUUCAAAAUUUGCAGGAUUCUGCGAAUAUUAACUCGUCAAAUAAUGGACGAAGCGUUGUCCUAUUUGAUUUAGUCUCUAAAAUGAGUAUGUACUUAUGAGAAACUUGCGAAUGAUUUUACUUCAAAUCUUCAACAUUGCGUCAAAAACACAACUCAAGCACAAAUAAGAUAAAUUAGGUCUCGGCAUUUGUAAACAUAGUUUAGUAGCGUGUGCGAUGUUCCUUUCUUGCAAUCAAAUUCCUAGGAAGUAUGGUCUGUCACAUACAACGCCAGAAGGCUAGAGACAGCAAGCAGCUUGAUAAGUCACGGCUCACAAGUGUGCCAGUGUUGUUACUCUGACGCCGCUGAUGUGUUUCUUAAAUAUAGUCAGUUAUAAUGUUCUCAACCAAAUUCGCUACUAUCUUGCCAGCUUUCCUGUGACUGCAUGAGUAUUAACCCAGAUACCACAGAUUGUAAUUGCACGUUGGGUGUCAUGGCCCCUUUAAUGGGGACAAACAUAUUCAUCAUUUAUAAAAGCUGUUAACCAUUUCUAGGUGCAUUAAAUACAUGUCUAAUGUCACAAUCUAUAAUUAGCACAGCUAUAACAAAAUGCUGGUAAACUAAGUGUGGUUGUUACAUUUUAACGAGGCUGUAGAAGAAACCAAGCUUUAACCGACACAUUUUACUGUAUCUACACGUUUGCUGCUAAUCAUGCAAACCUAUCUCCACAAAUGACUUUUUCCAUUGUACGUGGUACUGCUCCACGGCUGAUUUACUCUUCCCUUCAGGCACCCUUCCUCGGCGCGACCCCCGACGGGCUGUGGAAUUGCAGCUGCCAUGGUGUUGGCCUUCUCGAGGUCAAGUGCCCUUGGUCCCUAAGGGAGCCUCAUCACAAGGCCCUGGAAGCUCCUUUUCUGACUGCUGCUGGCCGCCUUUCGGAGCAGCACACCUACUACACACAGAUUCAAACACAACUGCAUGUGUGCAGAAAGGAGACGUGCCAUUUGAUUGUUUGGCUGCCUCAUCAAUUUGCAGUGAUAGAAGUGCGUUACAGCCCCACCUUCUUCAAGCCCCUUUUGCAAAAAGGUCGUCAAGUAUGGCUGAAGCAUGUGCUUCCAGCUCUUUUUUGAGCAGAUACUGGCAAAGGACCUGGCCAUUGUCAGACUAUGACUCUUUGUGCCAAAGUAAGGGGACCCUGCACCCCAAGGUAAGCGUGUUGGUUUUAUCAGCUGUUUGCUUGCUAUGGUUCUUCAUGACUGUUGUGGCACCAGUCAUGUGUCACGUCUCAUAUUCAUAUUUGAUGUUAUUUCCAGGGUGUGUUUAUGCAUCCAACUGCUGCAUCGUACAUCAAUUUACGUUGCUGGAGGAUUUUUAGGGCAGAAGAAAUUGAUGUACGACACCGCAGUUGGAGCAAAAACUCGUCAAAAAGAAACUAAAGUAUAAAACUCUUUGCUUCCUGCCUUCACUGGUGCCAAAGCAGUCGUCAGGACCAUAGCAAGCAAACAGCAGAUAAAAAUAGCACGCGUAACUUGGUUUGCACGGUCCCUUUAAAGGGACCCUCACCAGGCUUGACCACUUUGAGCUGAUGAGCACAAGUGCACACAAUGGAUGCUCAUGAUCACGCCUGCCAGAUUUUGCAAUGCUACGUGCCGCAGAGAGAGGUCAAAUUUCAGACUGAACACCGCUUUCCCUUGUUCUUGCGGGCGCGCACCCCAGGGUGGAAG